This is a messenger RNA of Anthostomella pinea, 960 nucleotides long. Lineage: Eukaryota; Fungi; Ascomycota; Sordariomycetes; Xylariales; Xylariaceae. The record is from the annotation of a GenBank genome assembly.
AUGGAUUUAAUACCAGAAUCCCUUGCGGGAAAGCCGGUCUUGGUCGUCCUUUCAACGACCUUGGACGACGCACCAUCAGGCCGGGGAUCGAUCGAGGAACUCUAUGCUGCUCUGCAGCUCAAUGUCAUGAGACAUAGGCAGCUGCGUGUCUAUCCGAGCCUGGCGGAGAUGCGACAAGACCGCUACAAGAUAGGAGACAUUCGUGCUCUAGACAUCAUCGCCCAAGAAAGCCCCGGAGAGUUUGCUUUCAGACCAAAGACCUGCUUUGGUUGCAGCCCUUGCGAGCUUGGAAUAGACGUAGAUGGACAGAACGUCGUGAAGAGAUCCCACAGCUGUGGUGGAAAUGGAGUCCGAACCUGUCCAAAGAGCGAAGCCCAGAAGGAGGUAGGCUGUCAGCGAAGCAAAAGACAAAAGACCGGCACAUCAGCUCCUAUCAAGCCGCUUGGGAUCGGCCCGAAUAACCCGCUGCUGCUGCAUCAGGAGUAUAUACCGACAUUCGAGGAGCUUGGGGAGUUCCGAGUCUUCCUUUGCGCGCCGGACGACCCACAAGAAGACGCUGAAGUUAUCGUGGCAGCAUUCACCAAGUUUGGGAAUGAUGGGAUGAUGAUGGCCCGCGAGAUAAGGACUAGCGACUUUGUAUGGGCAGGGCAAGAUAAGAAAGCGCGGUCUGCCAAAGAAACCCAGCUACAUCGAUUCGCCCAGCACGUGUACUCGCAACUUUGCAAGCGGCAUGAUGCUCACGAGAGGUACGAGUCAUUGAAAAUAGGGGUCCGCCUGGAUAUCGGAGUGUCCGAACUUUCGCCAAAUGGUCUAUUUUUUGUGAAUGAGGUCACCCGCUGGCAUUCGGCCGACUUCUUCUCGAGAGAUGUUCUUUCGUAUCCUUGCCUACGUAUCUGCGAGAAGUACGGGGUUUCUUUUGCAACAUACAUAGCCAAGCUGUGGUGCCAAGCUCGAGAUUGA